Molecule: messenger RNA, 1320 nt
Organism: Ostreococcus lucimarinus CCE9901
Lineage: Eukaryota; Viridiplantae; Chlorophyta; Mamiellophyceae; Mamiellales; Bathycoccaceae
Exons: 1
Coding region: 1-1320 (439 amino acids)
Biological process (GO): adenosine to inosine editing; RNA processing
Cellular component (GO): cytoplasm; nucleolus
Molecular function (GO): tRNA-specific adenosine deaminase activity; double-stranded RNA adenosine deaminase activity; double-stranded RNA binding
Source: RefSeq, a predicted model, not a curated record
AUGGCCCCGCCGCCCAAACGCACGCGCCUGGCCGAAAAGCCUCGCGCGGGGACGUGCGCGCUCGCGGACCGCAUCGCGCGAUGCGCCAUCGAUGCCUACGCCGCGCAGCGCGCGUCGUGCGGCGUCGACGUCGCUGAGUUUCCCGUGCGCACCGUGCUCGCCGCCUUCAUCUUACGCGACGACGCGCGCGAUUCCCUGCGCGUCCUGUCGCUCGGCGUCGGCACGAAAACACUGGGACGGUACGCGUGCACCACCGGACGCGCGCUCGUGGACUGCCACGCGGAGGUGCUGGCGCGGCGAGGGUUGAAGAAGUUUUUGCUGCGGGACGCGCGCGCGGCGCUUCGCGGCGGCGACGCGAACGACGGCGAUGUCGUCGUGCGGACGCGCGAAGGCGACGUCAAGGUUAAGGAUGGCCUGAGCUUACAUUUAUACGUCAGUUCGGCGCCGUGCGGAAACGCGUGCGUGCGGCGGUGGGCGAAAGGACGGUCGACGAAACGACGGGACGAGCUCGGGACGGCGAACGCGCCGAGCGAACCGCACGAGACGUUGAGUCGAUCGGCGACGGAUGCGGGGCAGGUGGCGCUGUGCGUCAAAGUCAUCAAGGCGAGCAAAGACGAAGACGUCCCUGAGGUCUUGCGCGAUAUGGUGACGCGCGGGGAGCUCGCGGCGGGGACGGCGCCGGCGCGCGGAGACGGCGACGAGGCGUUGACGUGUAGCGACAAGUUGUGCGUGUGGAACGUGGUCGGGUAUCAAGGCGCGCUGCUGCGACGGUUCAUGCGCGAACCUUUGUACGUGGAGACGAUUACUAUCGGACGAAAGUUUUCCGAGCCGCACUUGUGUCGAGCGAUGUGUUGUCGCGUGGAUGGGUUUCGCUCGUCGUGCGGCGGCUUCGCGACGACGCAUCCCGCGUUGAUGGAAACCGCCGUGGUGUUCGACGACGUACCGAUGGACGUGGAAGAGGGGGCAGUGUUUGAAAACCCGUUCGCGAUGAUAUGGUGCGACGGCGACGACGCGGCGGAGGCGUUGAACGGGAAAACGGGGACGUUUCUUCACGAAGACGCGAGCGCGCCUUCGACGUCCAAGGCGGCGCUGUACGAGUUGUAUUUAAGUCUGCUCGGCGAAGACGUCGGGGAUUCGCCGACGUUUACGCUUGAGGCGUACGCGCGCGCGAAGCGCGAAGCCGACGAAAAAUACGACGCCGCAAAGACAGAGUUAUUCGAGCACCCAAAAAUGUUCGAGCCACGACGAGGCUUUGACGGAUGGCACGAGAAAAAGUCAAAGCGCUGGUCCGGGUAUAAGCGAACCGCGUCGCGGAAUUAG